Molecule: messenger RNA, 459 nt
Organism: Triticum aestivum (bread wheat)
Lineage: Eukaryota; Viridiplantae; Streptophyta; Magnoliopsida; Poales; Poaceae
Product: subtilisin-like protease SBT3.8
Exons: 4
Coding region: 1-459 (152 amino acids)
Biological process (GO): proteolysis
Molecular function (GO): serine-type endopeptidase activity
Source: RefSeq, a predicted model, not a curated record
AUGGAUUCAACGAGGUUUGCUCCGACCAUCUGCGCUCUGAUCUUCGUCGCGCUCUUCGCUUUCCAUGGUAUCAGUCUCGCUUCGCCUGACGAAGCGAAGAAGCUGUACAUCGUCUACUUGGGGGAGAAAAGAAGACUGCACGAGAACGCUGAUGACGCCACUGCCUCGCACCACCGCAUCCUGGCUUCAGUUCUCGGAAGCGAGGAGGCUGCUUCCAGGUCGAUGGUGUACAGCUACAAGCAUGGGUUCUCUGGCUUCUCCGCCAUGCUCACAGAAUCGCAGGCCGGGAAACUCGGAGGGCUACCUGGUGUGACGAGCGUGAGGAUGAACCAAGUCCAUAGUACGCAUACAACUCGCAGCUGGGACUUCAUGGGGCUGCCGCACGACCAGCCCAACGGAAUUCUGGCGAGUGCCGGGAUGGGGGAGGGUGUCAUCAUCGGUGUCAUCGACUCAGGUUAA